Messenger RNA from Xenopus tropicalis (tropical clawed frog), 7291 nucleotides. It is a transcript of the gene fndc1, whose product is annotated as fibronectin type III domain containing 1. The transcript is spliced from 20 exons. The record is from RefSeq and is a predicted model, not a curated record. Bases 207 to 6050 code for a protein of 1947 amino acids. NCBI's taxonomy places the organism in Eukaryota, Metazoa, Chordata, Amphibia, Anura, Pipidae.
CCUUCCUUGCAGAAGAGGUGAAGAAUUAAGUCAGAAACAACAGAUGAAAAGAGAGAAAGGUUGAGACAACUUCUGUAGGUUCUAGUUAAGAAUAGUUGUUGGAAAAGUAUCCCAGGAAGAAUCUUUAGCAUCCUGGGCACGGUGCUUUCUAAUCUGGUGUUUUUCAACUUUCACCCUUCUAAAUCUCUGGGAUCUUGGUGUCAGGGAUGUCUGAAAGAAUUAGAACCAGCAGAGCUUCUGCCUCCUUAUCAUUCCUGGUCAUCAUACUUCUGGCUCUUCUCGCCUCAUCAGCUGCUGCAACAGAAAGGAAGGCCCCAAGAAGAAUAUUCCGAGUACGCCCUCGACCAGCUGGUGACAGAUCAUCUGUUCUACAGGCAUUGGGACUAAGAACUACACGCAGAUUUCGAGGCUAUUUGCCUAGUCCUGGAGAGAGCGCAAGGAAGAUAAAUUAUGCUCCUCUUAAGCAAAGUGCUCAGAACCAAGACAAUAAGCAACGUGCAUCUGAGUCAGUGCACGUGGUCUCAUUACCAUCAACGAAUUCUCAGAGGAAAAGCCAGCCAGUAUAUCGGGCAGCUGUUACAAAGCUUAAAAUUCCAGAGGAAACCCAUUUUGUGGAACUAAAAGAUGUCAGCGUGAGAGUCAUAUCUUCUCAAUCUGUGCUUGUUUCCUGGGUAGACCCCGACUAUGAAAAGUCACCAAAGGUUGGCUCAAACAGACAGUACGCUGUGCGCUACAGAGAAAAAGGAGAAUCUGCUCGAUGGGAUUACAAGCAAGUUAACACAAGGCGUGCAUUGGUGGACAAAUUAAAUCCUGAUGCUAUGUAUGAAUUUUCUGUCCGUGUUUCUGUAGAAGGCACUGAGGGCCAAUGGAGCUCUUCUGUUUUUCAAAGAACCCCUGAAUCUGCUCCAACAAGUGCCCCAGACAACUUUGAUGUGGACCCAUUAAAGGGAAAAGGAACAGCUGUAAUGGCAAAAUGGGAUGAUCUUGAUGAUGCCAAUGGCAAGAUUAAAGAAUACAUUAUCUCAUAUGCUCCUGCGCUGAAACCAUUUGGAGGCAAAUCCCUGUCCUACUCUGGAAGAACUACUUCAGCCAUAAUAGAAGGCCUGCACCCUGGGGAACGUUACAUUUUUAAAAUACGAGCAGCGAAUAGGAGGGGGCAGGGCCCACAGUCUAAAGCUGUUACAGUCAUUAUGCCCCUAGCCAGCACUGCAUCCAAAACUCUACAUCCUUCAUUUCAAAGAAAGGAUGCUGAUGAACUUGAAGAAAAACAAGAAAAAGAUGAUUUGUUAUCAACUUCAGAAGAGACUGAUAACUUAAAGUCUAAUUUUAAAACUGAUACAGAAUCAGAAUCUAAUACUAAAUCAUCACAUGCAGGUGUUAGAAAAAACCCUCUAGAAUCCAGCAAGAAAACUGUUGAUACAGAAUCCAGUCCUCAAUCAACUGAAAUCACUUUAGACAUUAAACCUACAACACCAAAGCCAAAAUUUCUACCCAUUGCUCCAAGGAGGCGAGUUCGUCCUAUUGUAAUAAAGAGACCUGUCUUAAACAAUGGAAGAAGACCUCUAAGAAAAUAUCCUACAGAAGUAGAACAAAAAGAGCCAGAUAAUAAACUUGUUUCCCCUACACUUUCCAUAGAUGAAGACAAUGAAACCAGUGACCCAAAAGUAGAUGAUUCAGACAAUGAUUCCCUUACUGAAAGAAAUCCUCCCUCUAAGGUAAUGGAACCUAAUGAGAACCAAGAGGAGGAAGAACACCAGCUUUCAGAUUAUAAUGAUUCAAAGAAUGUAGUGACCAACAUUUCACCAUUAGAUUCUAUAAAGACUGAAACAAGUAUCUCUGGGAACAAAGAUGAUAGUGAACUUGAUUUAGACAUAAGCAAAAACAUGCCAGAAUCCCUUUCUACUAAUGCCCCUAAAAAAGAAUCAACCUAUUCAAACCACAGAAAACCCUUAAACAGGUUUCCAGUUAUUCAAGGAAAUGGCAAAUCUUCUUCAAGCUCAGUUAGGAUUCCAACACGUAACCAGCCUAAUUAUGCUUCUAAAUUGCCAUUAACAAGUGUGCAUCAAGCAGAGAAACAAACUAGUGAAAGUGAAGAAAAAACUAAAAAUGUUUUUGAUAAAAAUCCAGAAAGGACAAAUACCAGUCCUACCCAAUCUAUCAUUCAUCCAAAACCUCGCUCUAAAAUAGUUUCCUCUCAAAAAACUGUUCCUCGUAUAAAACCCCAAACACAACCAUCUGUCCAUGUAAACAAAGCCAAAGAAUCAGGACCUCAUAUUACAAAUAAUUUAAGAAAUCAUGAUGUUGAUAUUAGUGUUGAAACAAAGAAUACAGAAGACAGAAGCAAAUAUUCAGAUUUUAGGGAACACGGAUCCUCAAAAACCCCUGUACAGAAAUUUCCUAACAUACACACCAGUUCAACAUUGAGUUCAUCUUCUGAUACUAAUCCCAUUUCAUCUGAUGAAGAUUCUGAUCAUAUAUAUACAGAGCAAACAGAGAACGAAAAAGAAGCCUUUGCACCUGAGCACAAUAAGAUACAAACAGCCAUUAGCAAUACUGCAAAGGACAUCUCUACAAGUACUCCUAUUCCUACUACCACUAUUUCUACCACAACCACCUCUUCUACAACUAAACCUCAAACUACAUCUACAUCUUUCAAGCCAAAUAUAAGAGAAAAACCCCAUACAGAUUUGGUGCCAUCCUUCACUGGAAAAUCUGCAUUAUCAAUUCUAGAAUAUUACAGAAGAAGGAGCAACCAAGUAAAUCCAAAUGUUGGCAGUAGACUUACUUAUAGAAACAACUUAAGGGUUCAGGCUACUACAAGUACUACUGUGGCAACUACAACCAUGUCAACAACAACAACAACAACUGUUCCAACAACAUUAACCUCAAAAUAUAUAGAAGAAAAUAGCCAUAGCAGAUCAAUAGAUACUAAAAGGGAAAAUGGAAAAUACAACUUAGGGUCAUCUUUGUUGCCUUCAAAACCUACAGUACAUAUUAAAACAGAUCACCAAUCUCCUAAUGAAUUUGAACCAAAUGUUAAUGUAUCUCCAACUUCCCAAACACCUAGUGAAGCUGCUGAAAAAUCCUCUUUACCAGCACUUGUCAGCACUAAGAAAACAAAUACUUAUAAUGUACCAUCAAAAACAAAUAUUUUACAGCCUAAAUAUAAAAAAGUAAUUGCACCUAAAGUCCCUAUGAGAGACAACAGAAAGGUCUCUGCUGGUUCAAUUCUGAACCAAAAAUUUCCUAAUGAUCGUCAGUCAUCUGCAUCUAACAGGAAGAGUAAUAUUUCUUCAGACAAUUCCAACUUAGAAGAAACAGAGAAAAUAUCUGACAUUUCUGUGAGUACAUCUGAUCUCAUAUCUCCUUCAGCAUCAAGCAUUCAUUCUAACAAAGGUUCCUCCUUACCUUUUCCAAACCAUAAAUCAAAUAACAUUCAAUCUAAGAAUAAAGAAGGAAUAUAUCAAGCAAAUAGCGAGACCAUCAUUCCGUCUGUAGCAUCAUAUUCCUACUUACCAUCCAACAGAAAUGUUGGCAUUAGAAAAACAUCCCUGGGUAGACCCCACCAAAAUCUUACUUAUUUACAAUCUGGUGUUGGUUCAUUUUCAGAAGCUGGACAAAAUACAAAUACACAAAACUUGCCAAAAGCUGUUGCCUCUGAUAAACACACUUCUUUAUCCAAGGCACUGCCUGGUUCAAAGCCAAGAGUUAGUUACAAAGUACCUAUGAGACUUUCAGUGGAUGGAAGAAAGAUCAAUAAACCCAACAUAUCACCUUCAAUAGAAAAGGAUCAGACAAAGCAAAUUUCAGCUUCUCUUCCAAAAGCUCAACUUCCUACUGGAAGGAAAGAUGAAGAUUUUCACAAAACAUCUAUAAAAACGCAGUCAACAGCACAAGAGGAAAGCCCUACUUCAUCUUUAAGUUCAAAUUCCCCUUCAUUGUCUUCUUCUGAAAUGCUUACAAAUGGAAACAUUAAAAAGAAUGAUUAUGAAAAGAAUAACUUUAUGGAUUCUUCUUUUUCUCAAGUACAAUCUACAAAUCUAGAAGAUGAGGAAGGCUUAAGUGCCCCUUUAACACUAAAAGACAUUCCUCAAAGAUCAUCGGGGACCUCCUCUAAAUAUUCAGUUGUGCAAAAGAAAACAAGUAGUACAACUACAGUUAUGCCUACCACAAGUCACCCACAGCUUACCACCAGAACCUCUCCAUAUCGACUAAUUCCUUCAUUCUCUAGAAGACAAAGUUUUGGUAGACCAUUAUUAUCUACAGCUACACCUCCACGAACAACUACUGUUUCACCUACUAGUUCUUUAUCAUUACGUCAAAGGAUAAUAAAUUCAAGGCUUCGUUCUCCAUUACGAAGGCAAUUUGGAAGACCACUUUAUAGGCAAGGUAACAAUGGAAGGCCAAAUCUAAUACCAAGAGUGGACUCAAAUGGGGAUGUCCCAUCUGCUACUAAUGGACAAAGAAUCAUCCAUGGCCCUCAAGGAACAAAGUGGGUUGUUGAUCUAAAUCGUGGAUUAGUUCUUAAUCCAGAAGGAAGGUUUCUUCAGGAUUCUGAAGGAAAACCGCUUCGUAUAAAGUUGGGAGGAGAUGGUCGAACCAUUGUUGAUAUGAAUGGGGCUCCUGUUGUUAGCCCUGGUGGAUUGCCUCUCUUUGGAAAUGGUAGAUUUAGCAAACCUGUGGCCAAUGCACAAGACAAGCCAGUGUUGAGCCUGGGGGGAAGACCAUUGAAGGGUCUUGAAGUACCUAGAACAACAAGAAUACCAACUACAAGACCAACAACUACCCCCACAACCACUACAACUACAACCACCACUGCCACCACCACUACCCCUCCUACGACUACACCUGAACCAACAACUAUUGAACAAACUACAGAGGAACCCCCAAUGCCUACCUGUCCUCCAGGCACAUAUUCACAGUAUGAUGAAGAAGGAAAUCUGAUCAUGGGACCUGAUGACAAGCCCGACUGCUACACAGAAGAUAGCUUUUCAGGACAAGAUCUGAUUGUUACCACCGAAGCUUCUGAAAUUGUAACAUACAUGGAUCUUGAUGAAGAUAAUUAUUUAAUUGAGACCACUGAACCUCCCAUUAAAUUAACAACUAAACCUCCAACUCUUCCUGAGGAUCCAGAAAUGAAGUCAAUUACUUCAAACCUGGUAUCAGAAUAUGACAUUGCUGGAAAGAAGAGAUUUACUGCUCCUUAUGUGACUUAUAUAAGUAAAGACCCAUCUGCACCCUGUUCUCUAACUGAGGCCCUGGAGCAUUUUCAAGUGGAAAAUCUGGAAGAAUUACUACCCAAGGACAUCAGUGAGCCGAUUCUACCUCCCCAGAAAAUAUCCUACAACAUCACUGUUGUGGCAGUGGAAGGCUGCCAUUCUUUUGUCAUUCUAGACUGGGCCAAACCCAAAAAGGGGGAUUUUAUUACAGGAUACUUAGUUUAUAGUGCAUCUUAUGAUGACUUCCUGAGAAACAAGUGGUCAACGCGAACUGCAGGAGCCACCAGUUUCCCUGUUGAAAAUCUGAAACCUAAUACAAGAUAUUACUUUAAAAUUCAAGCAGAGAAUCCUUAUGGCGUAGGACCAAUGAGCCCUCAUGUAUCAUUUGUUACAGAAUCAGAUAAUCCACUGCUCAUAGUGAGACCACCAGGGGGUGAACCAAUCUGGAUUCCAUUUGCAUUCAAGCAUGAUUCAAGCUUCUCCGGCUGCAGUGGCAAACAAUAUGUUAAACGCACAUGGUACAGAAAGUUUGUGGGUGUUGUGCUCUGUAAUUCUUUAAGAUAUAAAAUUUACCUCAGUGAAAAUCUAAGGGAUACAUUUUACAGCAUAGGAGACAGCUGGGGUCGAGGUGAAGAUCACUGCCAGUUUGUGGAUUCUUACAUGGAAGGAAGAACGGGACCUAUGACUUAUGUAGAGACAAUGCCUACAGUCAAUGGUUAUUAUCGCCAGUAUGUUCAAGAGCCAGUGUCGUUUGGCCAAAUCGGUUUUGGAACACCACAUAACUACGUGGGCUGGUAUGAGUGUGGAGUGCCCAUUCCAGGCAAAUGGUAACAAAACAGGUGGUCUCGUCACGAAAUCCACAAUGAUUUGCACCUAUACAAGCCUGUACCAUUCAACUGAAUGGAUGGAUUUACAGCACUGUUGAAAGAAUAGGACCAAAAGAUUAAUAUAAAACUAUACGUUUCAAACAAAAACACUGUCAAUCUGAAUAUGUGGUGCUGCAUUACUGGGACUCUGUUGUAGUGUUCAAUCGUUCCUGCAUUAAGAUAUGGUUGCCUUGGCACAACCCUCACUCAGUGAAAUCCUUUGACCACAAAAACCUGGAUAAAUCCUGUAACUUGCAAGAAUGAUGGCAUGCUGUGCUUGCUUCCUUGUAAGCUAAACAACAUUGUGGGAAACCCUCAGUCUGGCAGACUUUUGCUCUUCAAUUAAAUAUCACCCUAACGUAUGCCAUCUUAAUAAACCUUGAAACAUUUCCAUCUUAGCAAAGUGUAUAUAAUAACAUUUAUAAAUAUGUUGUGCUUUUAAAAUGGUGAUGCAAAGGUAGAACUAAGUGAAAGUGUACUGCUUAGAUGGGAAUUUUGGGUACUAAUCAGGGAUCUACUUUUAAAUUAGUACUGAUACUCUGUAAACACUGGAAAUAUUGAAAAUGUUUCCAUUCUAUUUAAAUAUCUCAUUCAGUAUUCAGUUCUUUUCUCUGAAUUAAUGAAUACUUUCCAGUGUCAUUUACUAUAAUUUUCUAUGGUGUAUAAUUCCCAAGAGACCAUUUACAACACAGGUGUAGGUGCAGUAACCCACAGCAACCAAUAAGAAAUAUAGUUUGAUUUCACUAAUAGUUAUGGAAAAAUCUAAUAAUUGGUCCUAAGUUUUCUACUUGCCUAGUAACCCAUAGCAACCAAUCAGCAGGUAGCAUGUACUGGUCAGCAGUUUAAAAACAUCUGAUUGGUUCCUAUGGGUACUAGAGAGAAAACAUUACACUUUUUAUUACAUUACCACUUCUGGAAUAAUAAAAUCAAAUGUCAGAUGUUGCCAUGAGCUUCUGCAUUGAUGCACCUAUGUUAGUUAAUUAGUUAAUUAGUUAGUGUCUCAGCCUAUUCUCUUUUCUCACAUCCAUUCUUUGUGUGAUGCCUGCGGCGCAUUUAAACACGAAAACAAUUUGCAUGGUCAUGCUUAGGUGUAGCAUUCAUAGGUAACCCGGCAAAUGCAUCACUGACUAACUUAAAGUGAUACUGACACUAAAAAAAUUCAAAAUAUUAAUGUACAUUAGGGGGGUGAUUUAUAAAUGGUCGAGU